UUGAAUAUUGGCCUAAACUGCGCCUCCUAAACAUAACCACAAUGUCGUCUUUGCCGGGAUCAGUCCCUCGGAUGAUGAGGCCAGCACCAGGACAGAACUAUCCCCGCACCGGCUUCCCCUUAGAAGUUUCCACACCACUGGGUCAAGGGCGCGUGAAUCAGCUUGGCGGCGUUUUUAUUAACGGCAGGCCUUUGCCUAACCAUAUCCGGCAUAAAAUAGUGGAAAUGGCGCAUCACGGAAUUCGGCCGUGCGUGAUCUCGCGCCAGCUGCGGGUCUCCCACGGGUGUGUGUCCAAAAUCCUGUGCAGGUAUCAGGAGACAGGAUCCAUCCGACCUGGAGCUAUAGGGGGGAGUAAACCCAGGCAGGUGGCAACGCCGGACGUGGAGAAAAGAAUAGAGGAGUACAAGCGCGAGAAUCCUGGCAUGUUCAGCUGGGAAAUCCGCGAUAAACUGCUGAAGGACGGGGUGUGUGACAGAAGCACAGUUCCUUCAGGUGAGGCCUCACCUGUGAGCUCGAUAAGCCGAGUGCUUCGCGCCCGAUUUGGCAGGAAAGAAGAUGAAGACGAUUGUGAUAAAAAAGAUGAAAGUGGGGAGAAGAAAACAAAACACAGCAUUGAUGGCAUACUGGGUGACAAAGGGAGUCGUGUAGACGAGGGCUCAGACGUGGACUCGGAGCCAGACCUGCCGCUGAAGAGGAAGCAGAGACGCAGUCGAACCACGUUCACCGCCGAGCAGCUGGAGGAGCUGGAGAAGGCCUUCGAAAGGACACACUACCCUGACAUCUACACCCGAGAGGAGCUGGCUCAGAGGACUAAACUCACAGAGGCUCGAGUACAGGUGUGGUUUAGCAAUAGACGAGCCAGAUGGCGCAAACAAGCUGGAGCCAAUCAACUUGCUGCAUUCAACCACCUGUUACCAGGAGGUUUUCCAGCAACAGGCAUGCCAACUCUGCCCACAUACCAGCUCCCUGACCCCAGCUACACUGCUAGCACGCUAUCGCAGGAUGGCAGUAGCACAGUGCACCGGCCGCAGCCUUUGCCUCCCUCCACCAUGCAUCAGAGCAGCCUCUCCAGUGAAAGCAACACCGCCUACGGCCUCUCGUCCAAUCGGCACAGCUUUUCCAACUACACUGACACUUUCAUGAGCCAGUCAGCAUCCAGCAACCCCAUGAACCCCGUCAACAAUGGCCUCUCUCCACAGGUUAUGAGCAUCCUGAGCAACCCAAGCACCAUGGCUCCUCAGCCGCAGCACGACUUCUCCAUCUCACCCUUACACAGUGGACUCGAGGCUUCCAAUCCUAUCUCAGGAAGCUGCAGUCAGCGCUCAGAGCCCAUCAAGACAGCAGAAAGUCUGGCUUCAUCUCAAUCCUAUUGCCCUCCCACCUACAGCUCCACCAGCUACAGUGUGGACCCUGUCACAGCUGGCUACCAGUACAGCCAGUAUGGCCAGACUGCCGUAGACUACCUGGCUAAGAACGUCAGCUUGUCCACACAAAGGAGGAUGAAGCUCGGGGAACACUCAGCCGUCUUGGGACUGCUACAAGUGGAGACGGGCCAGGCCUAUUGACAGACUCGUCCUCUGGAACAUCACUUCUCUUUUUCACCAGCAUCCCUCCAUCCACUGUGCUGUGCGAGAGAAAAGAGAAGUAGCAAAAUUCAUAGACAGCCUUAGACCCCUAACCUAUGGCUGAGUGAAUACAAAAGCCAUUUAAUAAACAGACACUAUAGUGCCACUUCUCAUCUCUCUCCCUGUCCAUCCCAUUUCUCGUCCCCCAGUGA
Messenger RNA from Neoarius graeffei (lesser salmon catfish), 1777 nucleotides. RefSeq names its product paired box 7b (gene pax7b). Lineage: Eukaryota; Metazoa; Chordata; Actinopteri; Siluriformes; Ariidae. The record is from RefSeq and is a predicted model, not a curated record. The transcript has 9 exons. Gene Ontology annotation, biological process: anatomical structure development; regulation of transcription by RNA polymerase II. Gene Ontology annotation, molecular function: RNA polymerase II cis-regulatory region sequence-specific DNA binding; DNA-binding transcription factor activity, RNA polymerase II-specific. Bases 42 to 1565 code for a protein of 507 amino acids.